Loa loa (African eye worm) is the source of this 1167-nucleotide messenger RNA. Its product is annotated as exonuclease. Lineage: Eukaryota; Metazoa; Nematoda; Chromadorea; Rhabditida; Onchocercidae. Gene Ontology annotation, cellular component: cytoplasm. Gene Ontology annotation, molecular function: nucleic acid binding; 3'-5'-RNA exonuclease activity. Bases 1 to 1167 code for a protein of 388 amino acids. The record is from RefSeq and is a predicted model, not a curated record. Gene Ontology annotation, biological process: exonucleolytic trimming to generate mature 3'-end of 5.8S rRNA from tricistronic rRNA transcript (SSU-rRNA, 5.8S rRNA, LSU-rRNA). The transcript has 10 exons.
AUGGCUAAGUCAACAUCCUGUACAGAAAAUCUGUCGGAUGGUAAAGAACUGGAAAGAUUCUAUGAGCUAUUGAUUGAAGCAUCGCAAAAGGUACAAGAAAUGAAGCUAAAGGAGGGAGGCAAUUCUGAGCUUAAUGCAUUAGAGGAUGAUAAUGCACCAUAUAUUCUAUCCGCAGUGUCUUAUAAAGAACCGCUGAAGAAAAACCCAAAACAUGUGCUCCAUGUGAUGAAGCGUUUGCAUUCUAUGACUACAGCUGAAAUGCAAAAGGAAUUAAAGAAAGCACAUAUCGAUUCUCGUGGGAAACGAAGUCAGCUGUACAACAGAUUAAAGAAGUACUUCCGAAAAGAGUUCGCAAUUAUUAAAAACGCAGAACCUCUACGAAAUAAAACUGAAACAUUUUAUGACUAUUUUGUGGUGAUAGAUUUCGAAUGCACAUGUGAAGCUGACCUUUAUGAUUACAACCAUGAAAUUAUUGAAUUUCCAGCUAUUCUCGUUGAUGUACGGAAAAAAGAAAUUGUGGAUGUUUUCCACUCGUACGUAAGACCAUUAGCGAACCCACAACUUAGUGAAUUUUGUUCUGCCUUUACGGGUAUUACUCAAGAAAUGGUUGACAAAGCAUUACCAUUCAUUGAUGUUCUGGAUUCUUUCCGAGCCUGGAUGCAGUUACAUCAUUUAGGACAAAAAGAAGUGCGCUACGCCUUCGUAACUGACGGGCCUUGGGAUAUCGCUAAGUUCUUUCAAAUGCAGUGCAUUCAGAGUAAAUUGAAUCCCAUUCCUCACGAUUUUCGCUUUUACGUCAAUGUUCGAAGAUCGUUCGCAAAUAAAUAUUGCAAAAAACAUCCGACACAAAAGAUUAACCUAAGCAGAAUGCUAACAUCUCUCAAUAUGAAAUUCGAAGGUCGCGAACAUUCUGGGCUCGAUGAUUCUAAAAAUAUUGCAAAAAUUGUUAUAAGAAUGUUGGGAGAUAAAUCUGAGCUAAGGGUUAACGAGAAGCUUGUUCGCAUUAAGGAUGGUGAAAAAGCAAAACUGCUACCAGAUAUGAAUAAGGAAGAUCGGGAUCGACAAACUUGGAGGAAUAACCUUCCAUACAUGGUACAACAGAUAAGUCGGGAUUCGUUUGUCAGCGGCGAAUAUUUAGACUGUGACACAUGCGAUGAGGGUGACUGA